AUGGUCCAACCAACCACUAUUUGUGGUCAAAGUGCUCGCGUAUACCUAGAAUAUAACCAUGCUACCGAUAUUCCAGCGAGAGAGGCUGGAUGGACCCGGUUCGUAUGUCUCUCAGAUACUCACUCAGCAACACAUUGGGAUAACGGCGGUCGCAUGCCUCGAGGAGAUGUAUUACUACACGCUGGAGAUCUUAGCAGCUGGGGGACGGUUCAAAAGUUGAAAAAGACGGUAGACUGGUUAGGGAACUUGGAAGGAUAUGCGACGAAGAUAUUCAUAGGUGGUAAUCACGACUUGUGGCUUGAUAACCAAUGCGAAGAAAUGAAUCUGUUCGACGAAGAGGAGAGAGAAACAAUGCUGAAAACAUGUCAAAGGCUGAUGGCCAAACCCCGAUUGAAGCAACUGGGAUUGACAUAUUUAGAGUUCGAAGAGACAAGAAUACGUGAAUCAGGUAUUGCGAAGGAGUGGAGAGUUUUUGGUUCGCCGGCAUCACCCCGACACUCCAGUGGUGCAUUUCAAUACGGAACAAAGGAAGCUAGAGAAAUUAAUUCUAGGAUUCCAGCUGAUACGGAAAUACUCCUUACACAUACUCCGCCAUAUAAAACACUCGACAAAACGCGGAAAGGUAUAUAUGCAGGAUGUAAAAGUCUUGAGAAGCGUUUGAUUUCGGAAGACCUACGACAUUGUCGAUUACAUGUCUUUGGACACAUACAUGAGGCUGCAGGAGCAGAGAUUAUAGAAGCGGGACAAGGAAGGGUAGAAAGAGUUGCUGUUAAUGCUGCUAUGAUUCAUAGAGGGAAGCCCAUCGUAGUAGAUCUAAGGAAUUAG
Lentinula edodes (shiitake mushroom) is the source of this 825-nucleotide messenger RNA. RefSeq names its product Metallo-dependent phosphatase-like protein. Lineage: Eukaryota; Fungi; Basidiomycota; Agaricomycetes; Agaricales; Omphalotaceae. Bases 1 to 825 code for a protein of 274 amino acids. The transcript is spliced from 5 exons. Gene Ontology annotation, molecular function: hydrolase activity. The record is from RefSeq and is a predicted model, not a curated record.